CCCUAUAAGAAACCCCACAAAAUUUUCCACAACAAAAACCUUCUUCUACUAGCUUGCAUCGUGUCGGUCACCAAAUCACACAAUUUCUAAUAUUUAACUAAAAAAUUCAAUAUUUUUAAAUCAUUUUCUCUAGCAUAAAUAACAAUGGAAAAAAUCACAGUCCUCCAAACUCGUGAAUUACCCUCCAAACAUAAUCUAUUCGAUCAAGAAAAAGAAUUGCGCGAACAACUUCAUGUUGAGAUUGAAAAGAAAUCCAAAGCUUGUUCCAAUCCAACAUACGAAUGUUCCAUCCCACGAUUGGAUGGUUAUGAAUUUUGUAUUCGUCAUAUUUUAAAAGAUCCUCGAGCCCCCUUUCGACCAUGUGCCUAUACUUUUGCCAAUGGCAAAAAAUGUCCCCAAGCUACUCCAAAACAUGACAUCAAAAAGGAUCCUUCAAUGACAAUUUAUUGCUUCGAACACAGUCGUUUGUCCCAAUUGACAACGACUCGUGAUUCCAUUGGCAAAUUGAAACAAAUCGAAACCAAUGAAGUGCUUUUGAAUAGUUUGUCUCAUCAUUUGAGCAUUGAGCCUUCGUCGCCACCCCCAAAGAGUUUUUCGUGUGAAGUUGAUGAGGAAAUCGAUGUUGUUUCACCAAAUAUUCAACAAUUUGUAAAUUAUGAUCAAAUAUCUGAUUUGAAUACUGUCAACACUUUGAUUAAAAAGAAACGACGAGUUCUUGACUAUGCUUCAGAUAGUUCGUCGGAAUUGGAGCCAACUACGUUGCACAACACGUCUAAAGGACACGAAUGGGAUAUAUCGGACGAUGAGAGUGUUGAUUCACAGGAUGAUGAUUUACUCAAACAUGCUGGCAUUUAUACAAAUGAAGAAGCUCUUGCUAUUUCGAAGAAAAAACUUAUCAAUUUACAAAAUCUUUAUAUGGAACAGAUAAAUCGAUUGCAUCAUAUUUUGAAGGAGAAACGUCGGAGGUAUUUGCAUGCAAUUCGCAAGGAGAGGGAAACAUUGUGCAGCAUUCAUGAACAGCAAAAAAGGUCACCGGGCGAACGUAGUCUAUAUGAGAAACUUAAAGCACUCAAUCACUACCAUCGCCGACAUGGCAUCGAGGCUGUCCUUCACAGGAAAUUCAAAGAAAAACGUUCCAAAACAACUGAAGGCAUAGUUCCCAAAGGUCUACCCUAUGUCAAAUGUAUUUUCACCGAAGGUGGUGUCAAAUGCGGCGAAAGAGCCAUGCCCAGUUGCAAGUACUGCCGAAAGCACAUUCUCGAAGACAAAAAACAAAUUCUCUUCCGUGCGUGUGGAGUGGAGAAAAGUGGCGUUGUAUGCCAGGAACCUGUGCCAAAUAUAUUUGAAGAUGCUACAUGCGUCUUGCACAUAAGCUUACCAACCAAAAAACAAUACAUUCAGAAGAAGUACGAAUCAGAGACGGAAGAAGACGAUGAAGACGCCUCUGCGGCAGGCGUUGUCGAGGCAGCCACAACAGGUGUUAAUUCGUUGUUUAUCAAAUCUUCGAUAGAUGGCAGCACAGUAGCCAAAGAGGAACCAAAUUUCCAACAAAAAUUAGACACUUCCUUGGAAAUGGACAUUGUUGAGGAACCAAAUAAGAAUGUCACAAUUUCACACGAUGAAAAGCCAACUGAUGUUGAAAUCAAAGAAGAACCAGCGUCUGAACAAGGUGCUAUUGAAGAAAAUGUAACAAAUGCUGAGACGAAAGUCGCUAUGGAAUCUGCUUCAACUGGUUGAACAUAUUGUUCAUUUUGUUUAUUAAUAUUGUAGUCUAUAAGAUUUAGUUUAUUGUAAUCUAUAUUAUCGUUUCUCUUGUGUUCACGUAGCGCAAAUAAAAUAUUCAAUAUAUAAAA
This is a messenger RNA of Episyrphus balteatus (marmalade hoverfly), 1853 nucleotides long. It is a transcript of the gene dgt1, whose product is annotated as KAT8 regulatory NSL complex subunit 2. The coding region runs from base 145 to 1737 and encodes 530 amino acids. The record is from RefSeq and is a predicted model, not a curated record. Lineage: Eukaryota; Metazoa; Arthropoda; Insecta; Diptera; Syrphidae. Gene Ontology annotation, cellular component: NSL complex. The transcript has 5 exons.